AAAAUGUUAGCACAAGGAAGAAACAUGGGAAGCAGAUUCACCCCAUUUUUGGCCAUGCUCCUAUGCUUUGGAAUCAACUUGGUGCAAUGUGAAUAUUAUUAUUCUGAGGAAACCUCAAAGGUGGUCAUGUACGUGGAUUAUGCCUUCACCUCAGAUGAGUUCAAUGGAAGCUCCAUUUUCUCAACAUCACACAACUAUAGUAGAUACAAUGAAGCCAUUAAAAUUGAGCUCGUAGUGAGGGACAUAUAUAGGAUGCAAGAGAACAUGCACCAGGGUUAUCCAACUGAAACACUAGUUCGGUUUCUCAAAGCAAGGGACGGGAAUGUUGCCAAAGCGCAUAAAAUGUUAAUUGAUUGCUUACAAUGGAGGGUGGAAAAUGAGAUUGACAAUGUCUUAGCGCAGAAGCCAAUCCCCCCUGAUUUGUACAGAGGUUUGCGAGAUUCUCAACUCACAGGAAUGUCUGGUGUUUCAAAGGAGGGUCUACCUGUCAUUGCUGUUGGGGUUGGACUCAGCACAUUACAUGAAGAGUUUGACAAAUACUAUAUACAGUCACAUAUCCAAAUGAAUGAAUAUCGGGAUCGGGUGAUUUUGCCAACGGCUACCAAGACUCAUGGACGAUACAUUGGCACCUGUGUAAAAGUCUUGGACAUGACUGGUUUAAAACUAUCAGCACUAAAACAAUUGAGGCUUUUGACUUCUAUAUCUACAAUUGACGACUUGAACUACCCAGAAAAAACAGACGCAUAUUAUAUCGUUAAUGCUCCGUAUGUAUUCUCAGCAUGUUGGAAGGUUGUAAAGCCUCUUUUGCAAGAAAGAACAAGAAGGAAGGUCCACGUGCUGAAAGGUUGUGGGAUGGAGGAAUUACUGAAGGUUAUGGACUAUGCAUCCCUCCCGCAUUUUUGCAGAAAGGAGGAUUCCAGGUUACCCCAAGAUUAUGCAGCUGGAAAUACUGAAAAUUGUUUCUCCUUUGAUCAUGUCUUCCAUCAACAACUCUAUAAUUAUAUCACACAGCAAGUUAUAUUAUUGGAGUCCAUAUCACAAAUUAGACGUGGUUCUUUCCAUGUAGAGUUACCAGAGCCAGACCCAGAUGAUGCCAAAAUAGCCAAGACUAUAGAAACUGAGUUCCACAAACUGGAAAUUCAGAAUGGCCUAACUAACUGACUAAUGAUCUUGUAGCUCAUGGUCAUAAAACCCGGAGAAUCCGGAAUACACUCUUUCGAUAGAGCCAUGUUUAACUGUUGAGUAUUACAUAAUCCAUUUCAAGUAGGAGGGUCAUAAUUCUUGUUCUAUAUGUUAGUUAUAUUCAGUUAUUGGAUGUCAUAUCA
Abrus precatorius (Indian licorice) is the source of this 1325-nucleotide messenger RNA. RefSeq names its product SEC14 cytosolic factor-like. The transcript has 11 exons. The coding region runs from base 4 to 1161 and encodes 385 amino acids. The record is from RefSeq and is a predicted model, not a curated record. Lineage: Eukaryota; Viridiplantae; Streptophyta; Magnoliopsida; Fabales; Fabaceae.